AGUGCACUUUCACUUUGGUUUCUGUCCGUCGUGUUUAAUGAAGAGAAACAACAUAGACAUAGCACUUUAAACCUGGUGAAAAUGAAGCUUAUCUAUAUUUCGCCCUUAUUGCUCUGUUGUUUACUCAACCAUGGUGUGUUUGGUGAGUCAGUGUCAGGAAUGGAGGGAGAUACAGUCACUCUACACACUGGUGUUAAAACAAACCAACAAGAAAAGAUUAGAUGGUAUUUUAAAGACGGUCGUAUAGCUCAAAUCAGUGGAGAUCUCGGUUUCAUCUGUACCGAUGUUCAGUGUGAAGAUGCUGAUGAGAGAUUCAGAGACAGACUGAAACUGGAUCAUCAGUCUGGAUCUCUGACCAUCAUGAACACCAGGAGCACAGACUCUGGACUUUAUCAACUGAAGGUCAUCAGCAGUAGUGGCUCCAGUGAAAAGAUCUUCAAUGUUACCAUCUAUGGUUUUUUUGCUGUUGGUGAAGAUGGAGUGUUAGUGUUUGUGAUGGAGGGAGAUUCAGUCAGAUUUCAAACUAGUGUUAAAGCAAACCAACAAGGCAGAAUUAGAUGGUAUUUUAAUGACACUCGCAUUGCUCAAAUUACUGGAGAUCAGAGUAAGAUCUGUACAGAUGAUGAGUGUGAUCAGAGAUUCAGAGACAGACUGAAGCUGGAUCAUCAGACUGGAUCUCUGACCAUCACAGAACACCAGAACCACAGAUGUUGGACUUUAUAAACUAAAGAUUGCAAGCAGAAACAACAACGAGAGUGACAAGACCUUCAUUUUUGCCAUGUGUGGUGUUUCUGCUGCUGAACGAAAUGAAACAAAGUCAGUGAAAGAGGGAGAAUCUGUUACUUUACAUCCUGGUAAAAUAAAAAACCCAAAUGAUUGUAAGAUGUGGUAUUUUAAAGACAUUCUUAUAGCUGAAAUCACUGGAGAUCCCAGUGAAACCUGUACAGAUGAUCAGUGUGAAGAGAGAUUCAGAGACAGACUGAAGCUGGAUCAUCAGACUGGAUCUCUGACCAUCACAAACACCAGAACCACAGACUCUGGAGAUUACACACUACAGAUCAGCAGGAGCAGAUUUAGCAUCAGUAGAACAUUCAUUGUUUCUGUCACUACUGUUCCAGCUCCAGCUGCUGCAGGAGGAAUAUGUGCUGCUAUUGGCGUUCUACUGGUGGCUGCAGUUGUUUUUGUGAUUUACCGUUGGCACAGAUCAAGACAACAUGGCAAGUAUUACAGCUGAUCUUACAAAAUGAAAAUAUGUAUUGUGCACACAGAAUCUUUUAAACAUAUUAAGGUGUUUUUAUCCUAAUUGACAAAAUUACGUUUUUUAUUGUAUUAUUAAUUAUUAUUUUUAAAACAGGAACCGGUGCGCAAUCAUGAACUAGAGGCCCUUAAUCAGAAUGGCAAUACACAAAAUGAUGUUGCUAAAGGAGCAUCCACUGUCCAUUCACCACCAUAAACAUUUACUCAACUAUGACGACUUCCACCUCUGAGAAUCGCAGACAGUUGAAAAGAGUCCAUAACAUGCAUUCAGAACCAAAGUUCAGUGCAUGUACAGUUCCCAGUCGCUGCGUUCAGACCAUAGACUGUAAAAAAGAUGGACGACGCAACUCUGCUUCCUUCCACUAUAGAAAAGUGAAGCGAAUACAUCUCAGUAUGGCCGCUGCCAUCUUGAGUAAAUGAUGUCAUUUGGAGCCCGAGUCUGCGCAGUAGAGAUUCGUUUGGAGCCAGAGUCUGCGCAGUAGAGUCGUGAGGUGGACCCCCGUUUUUAUAGCAUCAAAUUACUAGCUAAAAUCAAACAUAUCACAAAAAUGAACAAUUGAACAUAUAUCAGCGUGAUAACAACUACCUUAAAUGACCAAAACCAUAUUCCGGAAAAUUGUAUUGGAAGUGUAAUUAAUUUUUUUAUUUUGACUGAAGUCCCAUUCGUUUACAUGGAGAGGGGUUUAUGACCUGUACUGCAACCAGCCACCAGGGGGCGAUCAAAGAGCCCGCAGCUUCACUUUUAAGGAUGAGUGAGACACACCCAGUUCAGACAUGGAAAAAGCCACUGCAAUAAUGCCACCUGAGAUACUGCAAGUAUAAAUGCUGUUUUUUCCUUGGCAUUUCGAAGAAGAAAGCUGUCAGUCGACCAGAGACAAAAACAUACAGAUUUUUGUAGGACAUUUGUAAACAUGUGCAUAAUGCAUAUGUUUGAAACUGAGAAGAUAGUCAAGCCUCAAGCAUUUACAUGUUUACUUUUUUCCUAUUGAUCAGAUUAUUUCAGAUCUACACCACCCCUUUUAGUCUGAUCGAAAUUUCAUUCACAUUGAUUAAGGUGUUUACAGGAAGGCUUGUCAAUCCAACUGAGCCAUCAAUCAGAUUACCAACAGAAUGAAUAUUUGUUUGCAUGUAAAUGUUAUCUUGACAUAUCAGAUGUUUUGUUUACAUUAAUGUAUUACUGGCUGUGAACAUAAGUAUCUUUUCAAGAUGGACAUUUUUUGCCAAAUAGUCACAUUUAAAAAUGCAAGCACUCUUUAUGUAUAUGUGCAAAUGAGCAUUUUAAGGCAAUGACUGACCUGAAUCUGUACUACCAAUACUGUAGAAAUACUGAUAAUAUUUAGGGUGAAUCCCAUUUCUCUGUCUUACCCCUUCCCCUACGUCUUACCCCUAGCCCUUGUCCCUCGAAACCGAGUGGUAAGCGCUAGGGGUGAAAACAUACCCCUAUGAAAUGAGACACCACUUGGUUACGGUUACGUCAUCAUACACCGUCGCUAGCUGGCUGCUACGUCACCAGAGCCGACAAGUGUUGAUCACGAACUUUGGAUCGUUUUACAAACUUGUUAAAACUGUAGACAUGCAUGGAGUCCAUUCAAGGCUAGUCUGCGGGACUGUUGUGCAAAUCAGCAAUGUAACGUUAGCGUCGCAAACUAGCGAUUUUUUAAAAACGUUUCAAUUAAGAACAUGGUUGCAAAUAUAUAUGUACAGGACUGUCUAGAGCACAAAACAAGACUGUCGUAAUUUUUAAAUAAAUUAUUUAAGCCGAAAAUACUUGAUUGUUGCCGGUUGCGCAGUGUGUUCUGG
Molecule: messenger RNA, 3057 nt
Organism: Onychostoma macrolepis
Lineage: Eukaryota; Metazoa; Chordata; Actinopteri; Cypriniformes; Cyprinidae
Exons: 5
Coding region: 82-723 (213 amino acids)
Source: RefSeq, a predicted model, not a curated record